Molecule: messenger RNA, 11302 nt
Organism: Schistocerca gregaria
Lineage: Eukaryota; Metazoa; Arthropoda; Insecta; Orthoptera; Acrididae
Gene: apn
Exons: 2
Coding region: 125-976 (283 amino acids)
Source: RefSeq, a predicted model, not a curated record
UGUUGUGAGUAGGAGGCGCACUGGAUGUCAGUCUGGUGUGAAGUGGUGGUGUACCUCGGAAUGAAAUUGUAGCAGACUUAAUCGAAAGUUUGUCUGUCGUGAGUUAUUGCUGUAAAUUAACAGAAUGCUGGUGCGUGACAGGAUUUUUCGUGUUCUGAUAUUUCUAAAAUUGUGUUGUUUAGUAUGUUGCUAUAAAUCGGACAUUAUGAUCACUGAUGAGGGUAUUGUUACGCGCGAUCAAAAUUCAAUAUUGAAAGUUAAUAGAAGCAAUGGAAUUUCACGAAAUGUGGGUAAUUUGCUGGAAGAGUGUGAGGACUACUGGGUUUGCUUUACAUACAGGAUGUUAAAUAACAUAAGCGAUAUAAUGAAGACAAAUAAUUUUCAUUUGACAGAAAGUAUUUCCUUAAAUCGUAUACCGGUACACAGAAACAAAAUGGAGAAUGAAAUUAUGUCUGUUUACGACGAACAGAAAAAGUUAAUAGCAAGUGCAGGUAAAGGCUAUGGACAGCUGACGGCGGCCCUUAUAAACAGUACAAUAAAACUUUUUAGAACACAUUUUUUAACGUGGAACGUACUACCUGGAGUGAGUCUUAGGGUUUACCGAAACCUGGAACAUGAUGGUGCUUGGGACGCUGCAGUGGAACUUCAAGAAAGCAAACAAGGAAGUCGGACGUUCGGAGCACGACGUAGGAUUAUGAUGGCUCUACUGCCCAUGAUGUACAAGAUGGGAGUUAUGACAACAAUGCUUGGUGGUCUCAUAAUUCUGGCACUUAAGGGCCUCACAAUUGGUGUCAUUCUACUCCUGCUUGGAUUUGGAAACUUCUUCCAUAAAUUUAAGAGUCAGGGACCUCCUUGGUAUCCUCAUCACCCAACCGAUAUCCAUGUUCAUGUCCAUACAGAUGGACAUAAACAAGCAUAUAGUGGCUGGCACUAUGGCCCUGUGUCAGCAGAUCAUUCAGAAGUGUACGGAGAAUAACUUUCUUAUGUCGAAAAGUGAUGCCAUGUGAGUGACUUUAAACAAAGUUUGAAAAAAAAAAUAUAUUGUGUCUCAUGGAGGACUCAGGUUUUUCCUAGGAAAGAAACAUAUGCAUUAUCAGUUAACAAAAAUAAAGUAAGUCAUGUGUACUUAUCAUAAAUGGAUGCCUUGAUACUGAUGUAUUCAUGUACAUUUUAUCAAUCUUAUGAGUGUUUGAUGUUUGGCAUUUGUUUGAUGAUCAUGGAUUUUGUUUAAAAUACAUCACAUCUGCAAUUUGAAUAUAAUUAAAUGUGACUGUACGUAUGUGACUUUCAGCAUUUUACCUGUGGGUUUCAAGAGACAGGUUUUGUUGAAAAACAUUUAUGCAGCAUUCAUUUACUAUCCACCUCAUAUUUGGUUGUCUUUCAGAGGUAAGUCUCUGUUUCUGAGGCAGUUGUUCAUACUAAUAAGGGGAGAAGUGCACUAUUUGUUUCAGCCAGGAGCUUAACACUGAAACUGCCAAGAGGAGCAUCUGUUGAAGGAACUGAAUAACAAAAAUAGUCUCCAAUAAAGAAAAAACACCUUUAAAAAGUUCUCAGAUACAUUGUCACUGUAGUUCUCUAUGGUAUUUAAUUUGUAUGUUUAUACACACAUUGCAGUUAAGAAUGUGACAACCAGUAGUUUUGUGUGUGCGUACAUGUAAUUUAGAUGUUGCUUUGCAUGGUGCUGUAACUGGGAUUGUUGCAUUCAUCUUAUGCACACAAGAAACUGGUGUUGCUCUCGUACUGUAAACUACUUAAUAAGAUUGUCACAACAAAUUUUAUUUAAAUGUACUGUUCAUUUCAGAUAAGUUGUCUGUACUAGUCAUACUUGUAAGUAUAAAGAGCUUCAGCAUAGAAUCAGCUUUGUGGUGCUGCAGGUGUGAUUUUUUUAUAUAUAUCCCUGUUUUCACUUCACAUGUAAUGAAGCUCUAGGUGUCUUGUUAUCAUCAAAUGAUGAAGACUUUGGUACAUAAUUCUAUUAUGCAUUUUAUUACAGUUAUGAACUGUGAUUGAGAUUUACAUAAUAAUGUAAAUAAGUUAUCUAUUUAUUUAUUUAUUUAUUUACUUAUUUAUUUAUGCAAUUAAUUUUAAAGUGCAAACUCUUAUACAAAGGGAAAAAGACUAUCAAGGAACGCCUACAUGUUCAAGUUUUUGAACGAGAUAUAUUUUUCCUUUUGUUUAUGAAGUUUUAAGAAGUUUCAGGCUUCAAUUAAUGUGCUGUAAAAAUGCAUUUCUUUGCAGAUUUCAAACCAGAAUUAUGCAGAUGAACAAUGUAACAAUAAUACAGGCCACCAAAAAUACUUUCAUUACUUUUUGUGGGUGUUGGACACUUAAUCCCUAUCCUUAGUACUUUUAUUUAUUUAUUUAUCUUUUUUCCAAUCACUUCCUGUUUAUCACAAUAUGAUUUCAUUAUAAACUAGAACAUUAGUAAGACAUAUAUAACUGGAAUGAGAAGUAACUUGAUUUUUAAAUAUGAACCAAGACUGAAGUCUAAAUAAAUACAGCCUAAAUGGGGAAACGUUACUUUCACAUCUUUAUUAGAUACAAAUUUUGUGUCCAUUGAAUUAUAUUUACUUUCUCUCUUCUCCUUAAAGCAUCUGAUACAGCAUUUUCUCUGGUGAAUUGGCCAUUGUACAGCUCUGUGAAGUGAUCAUCAGUAGUCUCCUGCAUUACUGGUAUUGCUGAGUCUCUGAUGCCAUCAUUCUGUAACUUCGAAAUUUUAAUGAAAGCGCUCCCUUUGUUGGUCACUGAUACCACACAAAUUAAUAGAUGACUAUUCAAAAAGAGAAUCUUGAUGCUUGUCAAACAGCUUAACUUUUUAAACUUUUCCAGCAUGUUGGCUACAACUGAAAGAUAGUGUGGAUCCUGUUUGUUGCUUAAGCUCAUAGUAAAAAUCUCCUUGAAUGAUACUCCAACACCUUUUUUUUUGAAUAUAUGGUCCAACAAACACACAUUCUUCCAGUUUAGCUUUGGAUAGAUGAAGAGGUGCCUUCCAAUCUUUGGGUAUGGCUUUCAAAAACUUUCAUUAAACACAAACUUAAGGUAUAGAGGUAGAAAUAAGAUUUUUUGGGUCCAUGAGGUUCUCACAGAAAAAAUGAAUGAAGAGCCAAAGAGCUUUUCGUAGUAGUUACAAUAUAUAUUAACAUGUGUAACGACUACCACUGAAAUUUCAACUUCCAGUUAUUUCUAAUUGAAAUGGUAUAUGAAGUAAAUAUAUCAUUAAAAUUGAUAAAAUGCAUGUUCUAGUAAUGAGUGUUAAGUGUAAAAACCAAAUGGUUGAGAUGCCUUUUUCCUUAUUGUACUAGAAUUCAGCUCAGUAAAAGCCUUGAGAAUAAGCAACUUUUAUAUAUAAAAAGUUUUGUUAUUUGUAGGCCUGUGUAACCUGUCCAAAUUUAUUUUAUUGCCCACUUUUUUGUUUUUAACUUUGUGCUGCUAUUUCACAGUUAAGUUAGUAGACAAGUAUUUCGUUUAUACUUGGUGAUCGAUUGUGUGUUAAAAAUUUCAACACGAUGAAAAUGUAAAUACUGUAUCAAUUACAAAUUAAUUUAUCAUAAAUUUGCUAUACUUCACAUGUUGCUGGACUGCUUGCAUUGUACCAACUGUGAAAUCUGAAUGUAUUCUUAACCUAAAAAAUUGUGGUCAUCGUUUUCAUAUAUGUACCUGUAGUGCAGGUUUCGCUGUCCAACGAAGUAGAUGAUUGAACAGUAACACUAGUAUCCUAUAUACAUGAUGCUGAAGAAAUUGUUACUGAUGAAUCAUCCAUGUCAUAACAUAGAAUAAUUGUCUUCCAAUUUUUAAAAUGUACAGUUGAUGUUGUCGUGACUUUUUCACAUAGGCUUGAAUGCAUGCUUUUGUUGUUCAGCUAAUGUUAAUUGUAUUGCAGAAGAUCAAUGUUGUAGCACAGUGAGGUAUCUGACAGCACGCUGGGGAAUGAGUUUUCAGUGAGGAGUAGUUGAGAAAUAAUAUGAAAGAAGCUGUAAAAAUAAAUGUUCUUGGUGUAUAUAUCAGAGAGUAUUUUCUGAUUCAUGGAGCUGUGUAAAGCAAUUUUCAUUUAAACUGAGGAAUAGAACCAUUAACCCAUCAUAUUUUUACCUCAGGGGUAUAAGUUCCAGCAUAUCCACAUAUGAUAGUUAUUUGAUGGGACCAUCCAUACUUACAUAUUUUGCACCUCCAGAAGUAUUCACAUUACGAUUUUAUAUACUUUCUUAUUCAAUAGAUUCAGCCAUCUAGUGUGUAGAUAAGUUGAGACAAUUUUUUUUCCUUACAAAAUAACCACAAUCGGUGAACACUUUAUUUCAAGUGCAGUUACUUUGCGUUGGCUGCAAGUACAUAUUCAUUACCCUAAAUUAUGCAUUUGGUUGCAUUAACAGAUAUUGUGAGAGGCAAACUGUUCAACUGAAACAUGAUUGCUGCUCAGAUAAAGUACACAAAUCGGCCUAAGAAAAUCGAAACCUAUCCUAUGGAUAGUAUUUCAUAGUAGCUGCUGUGCAUUUUUAGUGUUGUUGUUGUUGUUGUUCUUCAAAUCUGUUAGACACAGAGUUCCAUUUGCUCAAAAAAAUUUUGUCUCCUGAGAGCUUAGGUUAUUUUCAAUCUACAGUGUAUACUAACACUCUACAUAUACCUGUAUAGAAGUAUACAAUUACAAUAAGAACAGGAAAGUGGGAAGUUGUCAACACCUGUAAGUAGUUAGUAGAUGAUACUUGAUUGCAGCUAGAGCACAACUUAGCAGACAAGAAUAUACACCAUGUCAUCUAAUAUCAAAAUAAUGACUAAUAAAAAAAAUUCAAUUCAGUAUCCGACUGAUUUUGCAGCUUGAUUGUAAGCUCAUGUGGAGUGAUAUGGUGCACUGUUUGAGGCACUGGAAUAACAUUUGCGAGCAGCAGAGUUCAAAACCCUAUAUUCCCCUCCAGAUUUUGUCUUUCUAUUUUCUCCCUAAAUUGACUAAUUGUGAAUACCAGGAUAGUUUUUUUUAAAAAAAGAUAUGGCCGUCUUCCUUUCCCAGUCUGGUGCAACCAAAGCUCAUGCCCCAACUUUAUCGCUUUACCAACAAGGUGUUGAAAUCUCACUCUUCAGUUUUUUUGCUCUGAACUCUCCACACUGGCACAGAAUCAGCAUGAAAUUCAUGUAAAAAGUACUAUGUUGUCAAGUGUACUAUUGUAAUGAAUUGGCAAGAUCAGUCUUCCAAGUAGAGAAUCUCCCUGCAGAUUAGCCACUUAAAUAUUUUUUCUGGUUCACGAUAGAAAGGACUAUCUUUAGUAAAUUUACCUUUGCAGAAAUGCUAUGUAUUUUCUACCUCGCAAGCAUUCAGUUGCUGCUAUACUGAAGCUGAUCUCUCAUAUAUUGGCCCUUUCAAGAACAAACUGAACUGUAAAUGCUAAUUUCAUAUGUAUUUUAAUGCUGAAUAAGAUUGAUAAAAGAGAACUUGAAUUCGUUACAUAUUUGAAAUAGAUCACACAAUGUGCAAUGUCAUAAAUAGUCUAAUGGCCACCUGGAUAAUUGCCUAAAGAACUAUACUCAGGUUUCUAAGUACCAAAAUAAUUUAUGCUGUUGAAAUAGAUAAUUCAAAUUUAAAUGUUAUGUGAUCUCGCCUUAUGAAGAGAAAGUUACAUUUAUAAUUCUUAAAAUGUGUAUACGUCAGGGUAUAAGUACUUGGAAAAAAUGCCACCCUUCUUAACUUGUAAAACAGUGAAUACUUCCCUGAAGUUACACACAUUCAGUUCUGUCAAGGAUUUCUCUGGGUGUUGAAUAUUAUUACAAACUAAGCAUUGUUUUACAUGCCUCACUUACAUUAUAUAUACCCUGGAGGACAUUAUGUUUUGAAAUGUUAACUUGUUAAGAAAACUAAAACUAAUUAUUAUUACUUUUCUUAUCUGCUUAGCUUGUCGGAUGUAGAUCAUUUCUGUUUGUCUCAUAUUUCAUUUAUGUAUGUUUGUUUAGCAGUUACUGAACUUGGAUCUGCUGCAAUUUUGAAAUAAUUUUACAUCAGUCAGUUUGGGAGGGUAAAUAAUGUAGUGUAUGAUAUAUGUUCGUAAGAUGGAUAGAUGAUUUUUUGCAUUCUUGUAUUUAAACUGGUGCAUAUUGAGUAUUUUAGGUGAAGAAGUAUGUCUGCCACUAUUGUCUGAAUAGGUGUAAGGAAACAACUGCACAAUCGAUGCCCACAUUACUGUGUCAAAUAUAUUUGGUUGAAUCGUAAUCAUCUAUCUGCCUAAAAUAAGUGUGCUCAACAUUGCACUGUUCAAGCAGGUCAGUGUACUGUACACGUUCAAGGUAACCAACCUUAGUUUUGCUAUUACACUUUUACUUUUAUAUCUUACUUGUACAUAGAUGUUGGUUGUAUUGGAAUUCUACAUUCAUUUUUCAUGCUGAUAGGUCCUGGUUAUUAAAUCGUGCUUUGGAAAUCGUGCUUCAUUUAAAUAACGAUUUUAAUCUGAAAUGAAAUUGUCUGGGUUUUUCUAUUGUGUCCCUUUCUUCCCUUAGGAAAUUUUAUGUCCACUUGCUGCUACAUUCUUCUAUAUAGGUAAAUGUUCGAUGAUGAAUAAGGUGCAGCCUCGUACUAGAGUGUAGAACAAUCGAGUGGAGGUGCAGUGGUGGGAUCAUGUGGAGAGCUGAGGCCCUAUUUAGGCAUCACUCGAUUAACAUUUAUUUAUUUCCAAGAGUGUACAAUCACCCAGUCUUCUUCCCAGUGAAGCCUAGCAGCGGCUGUGCUGAGCCAGCUUUGCAUGGAGGUGCAGCAUCCGUCGGAGGCCCCUUGUACUUUCUGGGGUCAGUACUGUAGCGUCAGCACAGGAGGCUGCAGUAGCCAGCAUGUCUAUGCAGCCUGGAAUGGCUGUGGACAUCUGAAGCCUCAGUGCUCUUGAGUGAACCUACAAUUGGGCUCAGCCAAAGAAAUGUGCACGCCCCUUUGGUUGAGAUGGUGUGUAGGUGAAAGAUAAAACAGCAACAUGAAAGACAGCCUGAGAGGCGGUCACAGCAUAUGGCUAGCAAGGUGGUACUUGUACUACCUCUGGAGUGUCAGCAUAGACACCCUGCUCCCAAACUGAACAGAUCAUAGACAAGCAGAUCAGUUCUUCAUCUAUGGAAGAUUGGGCUGGUCCUCACCUUCAGUCAAUUACAGCCAAUCACUGUGGUAACUGACAGGGGUGCAGUGCGUAGAGUUGAAGUUCUGUCCACAGUCGGACGACUGUGGAUUCGUAGAGUGGAUUCCGAGCUGAUGGUGGCUGUAGACACCAGGCCAUCCUGUAACUAGUAGAGUUGACCUUUCAUCAGUAUCAAUGAUGCAGACAGAAUAGUCUUGUCAUAAAUAUGAGUGUGAGGAGACUGAGGGUUUUAUAGUAUUUGAUGACAAGAUUCCCUCCUGUACUAGUGCCUGAAUGUGCUCCAAUCUUCCCAGCCUGUCAUUAUUCUAGACUGGCCUGAUGUUUAGUUUCAGGGCUUCAGGGCAUUCCCUAGUGCAAGUUUGCAGCCUAAGAGGUAUUCUUGUGUCAACCCUAGGGUUUCAGUUGUGUUAAAGUACAAGAUGUUCACUCAGAUCAAUAUCCAAAAUAUCAGUACCUGAAGUGUAAUAAACAGUUUCAGCAUUUAGAAUUGGAACAUAGAUUUCAUCUAUUGAAAAUUUUGAUUUUAUGGUGGAAGUUAGGAGUGAUAGGGCUGGGCUGAGAGGUGUGCAACAACAUUUGGGAAACAUUUUUAUUAACCACCUAAAAUCUUCAAGUGAUAAAUCAAAAUAAAAAGGCAUGUGAUCAAAAUCUUCAGAAGGUUCAAAUAACUUAGGUUUUGUUGCCGGGUGAUGUCGUCAACCAGCACCAAUAUUUCGACAUGAGCACACUCUGUCAUUCUCAAGGCACAACUGCGAUCUUGAGAAUGGCAGGUUGUGCUCCUGUCGAAAUAUCAGCGGUGGUCGAUGACAUCACCCGGCAGCAAACCCGUAAGUUAUUUGAACAUUCAAUUCACCAGGAAAAGUUAAGGUCUCUUCAGAAGGCUGUUAUUAUUUGGGUACAUGCCUUUGUUGCAUAGUUACCGUGCUCCGCAGCAGAUGGAGGUCUGUGAUCUUUCACAGGUUUCCUUCUCCAUAAAUAUAAUACAGGAAGAAUAUGUUCUACUCUACAUUCCAUAUCUUCAGUGUAGAAUUCAAUUAAGGUGUUGAACUCUUCUUGUUGUUGGCUAUUCAAGAGUAUUUCGCCAAUUGAAAUCGGGAGUAGUGAAGAAAAUCCAGACAGCACUUUCUUAUGUUCUGUCAACUUUAACUCUGUUAUAAAGCUAUCAAAAGAAAAAAAAAAAAAAAAAAAACAAACUAGAACCAAACUAUUUAUGGAUUAUUAAAUGGUAGCCCCCUAGCUUUAAUGCUUUCACUGCAGUGGAAGAGUUACUUCUAUAUCUCGGUGAAUAAAAAAAGUUUAUAAUGUUUGUUAAACAACAAUUGUUCCUCUCUGCAUGCAGUCACAUGCAAAAAAAAAUAAUCAUUUUGAUAUCGUGAACCAUUUAUGAGAUAUGAUGAUUGUUUCGACCGCAUGAUUCCUGGUGUGCAUAAAUGGAAUCAGCAGUGUCAUGCACAACUGUCUGCCAGGUAUAAAAAUACACUAUCAUUCCGCUCUCAGUAUUAAAUAAAAUUUUGGUGCUUUUCCUACCCAGCAAUGUAUGAUCUAAAAUCAACCAUAUGCAAACCUACACAGUGCAUUUUUACCUCCACAAACUCUUCAACAUUUUGUGCAGUGCUUUACAUAAUAUGUUGCAGCACAGUAACUAUGACAAAUAAUGGAAGAAAUUCAGUCCAUUAUCAAGCAAAGAUAUCAGACUAUAAGAUACGCAAAAAUCAAAUUUUUCUUCUUAAAAUUGGAUAAUAACUAUUUCAUAGCAGCCUGAACACUGUCUCUCGACACUGGUAGCAACAUUAGGCAAGCAGUAUAGCAACAACAAAGCUUCACUUGUUUCGGAAAGCAGAGUCCAUAUCUACAGCAGUCAAGGAUUUAAUAUUAAAUGGGUGAUACAAAAGCUACAUUUACUAUUGUGCAAGGUUAGCAUUAUUUAACAAAUCACUCUACCAAGCCAAUGCCCUCAUCACAUUGAUAACACAGGUUCCUGCCUGAUGCCGGAAAUUAAGCAACAUUGGGCCCAGCUAGAAUUUGGAUGGGUGACAGUUCGGGAAAAACCAGGUGCUGUUGGUUCCCAGAACCCCAAGUUACUGAAUUUGUGUUCAAUUAAGACUUGCACCAGGCCAUUGUGCCAUACGACAUUCACCAAAGUAUAAAUAAAAAAAACUAAAUGUGAAACAUAACUUCAGGUGACCUGGGGGAACGACACAAUCUGCCUCGCCAAGUACUGCAACUCCCUUCUUGCCAUCAGUGUUAAAAUACAUUGCAAAACUUCCAAUGCUCCAUUCAUCUUUACCUCUCAUAUAAACACACACGUGUGCAAACGUAAUUGGUCAGUGACCCUAAGAGACAACCAUUGGGUGUUGUUAAGUCACUGGAAAUAGGCCAGACUUAUUUAUUAUGUAUAUCAUUGUUACAUACUACAAAUGAAACUCUGAGAGACACUAAAGUCUAAAGCAUUAAAACCUUUUCCAGUUUUUAAUCAUUACAAUGUUGUUUAAGCCAUGUUUCUUUUAUUUCAAGUUUAAGUGAUCGCAGACACAAUAGUUCCACUCUGUAGAUAAUGACAGAAGUCGAUAAAUAUUGUCUGUGCCAAGUUAAGCUACAGCCGCAGUGGAGUGUGCAGUGCGGGGAGAUUGGGAAGGAAGGACAUAAGAGGGGGAAUGUUGUCUGUCUACUAUAAAAUGAUGCAACUUUAGGCACGCAUAUAAUCAGCUACAGUAUAAAUUACACACUGAAGUAACAAGGUUAUGUGAAAGCAUGUUACAUUGUUGUUCGUACUCAAAGAAGGUCAUUAUGCUAUUUAUUUUUCAGUUUACACGAAAAAAGAGUUCACCGCCCUGCUGUAAUGCUACAGCUGUUAGAUCACGUAAGUUGGCAGCAGUCACAAACAUAAGAUAGUUGACAUGAAGUGUACCAACAGUAGUUAGAGAACCGAAGCUCAACUUAACAUUGACAGUUUCUCCUCAACCCCUCCCCCCCCCCUUCCACCUGUUGUACACCUCUUGUUUCCUCCUCUUCUCAUUUUUCUUUUUGCAUGCACCCAUUGUGUUUCCUAAAUAUAAACACAUCUAGGGAUUACAGGUGCUUAGCAGUUUUUAAUAAUAAAGCUGAUCGUUGGGUGAAAACUGUUACAAAGUCAUGAAAAUUAUAUGGUUUCUUCAGCCUUUUUAUGACAAAAUCAGUAGAAUGUUGUCAACAAGACAAUCGGUUCAUUGUCUUGCCGCCCCCGCCCCCCCCCCCCCCCCCUCGGUAUACCUUCCCAAAACAGCCCACAAAUAUAACUCUUCCUAAACCAUCCUGGACAAUUAGAAACUGCAGAAAAUCCUCCUUUUUACGUGGGCAUAUCACAGAUAUUUAUCAUUGCUCAGCCAGACGUGCAGGUAGGUGUUUUGGCAUGUAAAUCAGUGUUAGUAGCUAGUAUGUUAUCGGAAUGGCAUGGUGCAACCAUCCAGAACAUUUUCUUAGAUAAAAGUGGCUAUGAAAAACUAAAACAUUCACAAACAUUAGUUUUUAGUGGCUUGGUCCCAGAUGUAACCGCAACUGGUUACAAGGCAGCAAUAUUUAGUAUCUGGUAUCGUGUAGGAUAUGGUAUCAUGUAUGAGAUAGAGAUGCACAUGAUAUAAAAAUUUCUAAGUUUAAUUUAUUGUUGUUCAUGAGAGAAGACAAAUACAUAAGUUGUGAUAUGCUGCCUGUAAUGAACUUUUGAUAACAAGUCUAUGUAAUUGUGCAUAUAUAACAGAAAAUAUUUGUUUCUAAAAAUCUCCCCUCAUUUAUAAUUACAAAUAGAUUGAAAAACAUGAGGGCACAUUAGCUGUGAAUGCAUUUAAUUUGUAUAUCAGCCUUAAAUGGAACUGGUUUAUGAAAUUGAAAUUGUUAAGAUGAAGCUGUGAGUCCUUUCAAAUGAAUUGUUUCCUGUUUGUAUAAUUUUUAGUAUCUCUUUGUGUGUUAGUCACUUAAUUGUCACUAAGACAAAUGGAAAGUGUUUACCAACAGUUAUCUGCAAUAGUUAACUACACAUUUAUUGUAACAUCAGUAUUAUAUGUGACUGGCUAUUGAAAUUGCUCAAGUAGUCACACUGUAUUCUCAAUUUUUUUUCUUCUGUUGUGUAGUUUUACUGCAGCCUUAUUACCUAUAUUGUUUACAUACAAUCAUAAAUAUUUGUACAGAAAGAUUGUUUUUAUAAUGCACAAAUAAAAUAUAUGGAAAAACUGAAA